Messenger RNA from Encephalitozoon cuniculi GB-M1, 1008 nucleotides. RefSeq lists its product as uncharacterized. Lineage: Eukaryota; Fungi; Microsporidia; Unikaryonidae. Gene Ontology annotation, cellular component: cytoplasm. The record is from RefSeq and is marked provisional. Bases 1 to 1008 code for a protein of 335 amino acids. The transcript has a single exon.
AUGAAGAGGAUUGUUGCAUAUGGGGUUUCCCACUUUAUCCUGCUUGUCAUAUACACCAUGAAGGCAAACCACGGAGGCUUGACGAUGUACAAUGUCCUCACAACUACGACACGCAAUAGCACGGCGCACAUCCUCCAUGCUACGUUCCUGAUCUUUCUUAUGUGCUCUCUAACCGGACGGGUGAUAGACGGAGUGUUUGGAAGUCUCAGAUCCGAGGAGAUUGCCAGCUUCAACGAGUCUCUUCUCUACUUCCUGACGGACUUCCUUCUUGUUGUAUCUACAUUUGACAGCGACAUUAACUUCAAGAACGGUCUUCUUUUUGUUAUGCUGCUGUGUGUGAAGUCCCUCAGCUGGCUGCUGGGUGUAAGGAUAAAGAGAGACGUCUACGCUUCUCUGUACACCCUUGCAUAUGGGAUAUCGCUGUUUUCAGGGCUUAUGGCACUUCUGUUUACCCUCUCCUGCAUAUCCUUCAUUGACGGGCAGAUUCUCUUUCUUUUUGAGUAUGCCCUGCUUGUGCUUGCCUCUGUAAAGAACAUUUGCGUCAUGAACCUGAUUCUGUCCGACGACGACGGAAAGAGGUCUCUGCACAACUUCUACAUUGACAUAGCAUACAUGGGCAUUACGCUUCUUGCGUACGUCAUAUUCAUAGGGAUCACGUCCCUCAGUUAUAGACUUCCCUUGAAUCUCUUCCGGUCGGCCCUGACGAUAUUGGAUGCACUGGUUUCGAAGAUCAAGACGUUCCUUAGCUAUCUUAGGCUAUGCAAGGAUCUCGAAAAGUGUGUUGAGGGGUCUGGAGACGGCUUUUGUGCGAUCUGCAUGGAUGGCAUGGAGACUGGCAAGAAGUUGACAUGUGGACACUGUUUCCACCUCGAGUGCCUGAAGAUGUGGUGCGAGCGCCAGCAGACAUGCCCGAUAUGCAAAUCCCCGCUUGCGUUUGACAUGAGGAAGGAAAGCUUUGUUGUAGGAAAUGAGUAUAUAUCUGGGAUUCCUGUGACAAUCGACAACUAG